Penicillium antarcticum is the source of this 1794-nucleotide messenger RNA. RefSeq lists its product as uncharacterized. Gene Ontology annotation, biological process: glucan catabolic process. The transcript is spliced from 2 exons. The record is from RefSeq and is a predicted model, not a curated record. NCBI's taxonomy places the organism in Eukaryota, Fungi, Ascomycota, Eurotiomycetes, Eurotiales, Aspergillaceae. The coding region runs from base 1 to 1794 and encodes 597 amino acids. Gene Ontology annotation, cellular component: extracellular region; cell surface. Gene Ontology annotation, molecular function: glucan exo-1,3-beta-glucosidase activity.
AUGCGUCUUCAAAAUAUUGCUGCGGCCGCAGCCUCCUUUGGGGUUGUGUCUGCUGGAGUGAUCCAAGCAAGAUCUUCCCAAGACACCUGCGCUAACACCGUCUUCACCGGUGAGGUCCUACACCUCUCUGUUAACAUCGUCGAAUACCCUGUUAUCGUUGAUGUUGAGCUGAAGGAGGAUGCCGUCGUCACUAUCGACAACACCAUUCUUAUUGACUGCACCAAUGCUCCGACUCACUUGCACACUACCGUCUUUGCUACCACUACUUCGACUAUCACCAAGACUGUUUCCACUGCCACCGUCACCGCCGUUGCCGGAGAUGCUGCUGCUGGAAGUGAACAGACUCACUCUAUUGCCACCUCCACCGAGACUGAGCGCACCGUGGUAACUCAGGUUGGCACCAAGACUGCUGGUCACGCCAGCAAUGGAAAUGGCAACAGCAACAGCAAUGGCAAUGUCGUGGUUAGCACCAAGUCCAAGCCCAACAACUCCAACCCCACCACAGCUACUGCUGAUGAUGUUGCCCCCGUUGCUGGCGGCUCUGCCGUUGGCUCUGGUAUCAACACCAACCUGUACACUGCUACCACCUCCAACACUGCUGUUCGCACCAUUGUGGCCUCCGCCUCUGUUCACGGCAGCAAGAUACUUAAAACCUACACCACCACUGUUGCUUCUACCGUUGCUACCGCUACUGCCGGCGAGUGGACCGACUGGACUAGCUUCAAGGCCAACGGUGUCAACCUCGGCGGCUGGCUCGAGCAGGAGGAGGUCUUUGACCAAUACUGGUGGGACCAGUAUGCUCCCGAUGCUGUUGAUGAGUGGACCUUCUGUGAGAUUCUUGGCUCUCGGUGUGGCCCUGUUCUCGAGGAGCGCUAUGCCACCUUUGUCACCACCGAUGAUAUUGACAAGCUUGCUGCUGUUGGUGUCAACACUCUUCGUAUUCCAACCACCUACGCAGCCUGGAUCAAGGUCCCCGGCUCCUCUUUGUACCACGGUAACCAGAAGGACUACCUCAAGAAGAUCUCCCUCUACGCCAUCAAGAAGUACAACAUGCGCGUGAUUGUCGGCCUCCACUCCCUCCCCGGUGGUGUCAACAGCCUCGAUAUCGGCGAGAAGUCCGGAAAUGACGGCUGGUUCUUCAACUCCACCAACCUGGCCUACUCCUUCAAGGCCGUCGAGCAAGUCCUCGAGUGGUUCGUCGAGACCGGCUACCCCUGGGCCUUUACCAUCGCCCCCAUCAACGAGGCCUCCGACAACCCCUCUGGCUUCGCUUCCCCCCAGACCCUGACCACCAACGGAACCAACUGGAUCGUGAAGUACACCCAGGGUGUCCUCGCCCGCGUUGCCCGCAUCGACAAGCGCAUUCCUGUCAUGCUCCAGGACUGCUUCCUCGGUGAGGAGCACUGGUCUCCCUACUUCGCCACCGGCACCAACAUCGUCAUCGACACCCACGUCUACUACUUCGCCGCCUCAGGUGUCUACUCCCAGUGGGCCAAUGGCGCCAUCUGUGGCCAGGCCUCCGUCGUCGGUGGUGACGGCAAAUUCCCCGUCUUCAUUGGUGAAUGGGCUCUGCAGACUCUGUACAGCAACAGCUACGCCAACCGUGAGAACCUCUUCAACACUCAGCGCUAUGCUUGGAGCUUGUAUGCUCAAGGUGGAUCCUUCUGGAACAUUAAGCACAACAGCAGCGCUGCUGUUGAUGGCCAGGGUACUCAGCGUGAUUACUGGUCCUAUGAACGUCUGAUUGAUGCCGGUGUUAUCCACUCUGUUAACGCCACUGCUACUUACUGCUAG